GAAACCGUACAUCACGGUUUGACUGUUGCACUGGACCCAAAUGUCGCGAGGGGGAAAUCGAGUUGUGCGACAGAGGGAUCAACUCCAGAGCUGCCAAAGUGGCUGUGGUGAGGAAGGCUGGCGGGAUUGGGAUGAUAUUGGCAAACGGCGUCUUCAAUGGUGAGGGUUUGGUGACGGACUGCCACGUAUUGCCGGCAGCUGCAGUCGAGGCUUCCGGGGGCGAUGAGAUACAAUAAACACAGAAACCCUACCAAAGCCUCACUCAGUCUCAGUGAGCUGGGUUCUGGGUUUGGGUUUAUAUUGCUUGUUUUUUUUGGGAAGGAAAUUUUGAUAGGAGUCUUUUUUUACAUGCCUUUGUCCCUGUAGAACCAUGGAUUCUGAAUGGAUUGUUUAGCUUCUGGCAUUUCUUUACCUGAAUAUCAAUUUCCGGUGCUGCAGAUUGGUUGUGCCAAAAAUAGUAAAAUUAUGCUUCUGAUGGUUGUUCUUCUCUCUCUCUCUCUCUCUUUUCUCCAUGGUUCUUUUAAUUUCAAGUUGAAAGCAAUUUUUCUAUUUUUGGCUUUCGUUCUGGUCGCAUCUCUGUUUUAUGCUUUCGCAGGUGCUUUCUAUUGUUUUUUAAAUGGACCAAGUAAAAUGGGUAUUUUUGCAGCCUUGGAUUAUGGGGUUUUGACUCCUUGAAUAUGAACUCAGGCAGGAGUUUGAAUGUAGGCCUCAUAAUUUGGAGUUUACAAAACAGUCGUUGCAUAUUUUAUUUCUAUUUACCAAUUAUGUGCUAGGUUUUAAUGUUUAGUCUGCACUGAACAGCUGAACCUCCAGUUUGAACAAUCAUUCCCUUUGUAAAUGGGUUCAAGAUAUCUGAUAUAUUAUUUAGCCAUGGGAAUUCGUUGAUGUAUUCAUGAAUUGUUUUUCCUCUGCAACUCCAACUACUCUGGGAAGAAUAUCCAAUCCGUCACCAGGAAGAACGCCGAUUGCAGCGGAGCUCGCCGGGCGGGACACGUGGGCAAUCUCAACUACCCAUGGUUGACGGUGGUAUUCCAGCAGUUAGGCGACGGAGCGGAGCAGAAGCCACAGGAGCCAAGGCGGAAGAGGAUGUCGACACACUUCAUCAGGACGGUGAUGAACGUGGGGAACCGAAAUCGGAUAUCAAGUGCCGAUGAAGCCUCCGAGUGGGACCACGGUGACGGUGCAGUCGGAGAAGCUGGUAUUCAAUAGAGUGGGUCAGAAGUUGAGCUUUCCGAUGAGGGUGAACUGAUGGGGGAAUUUAAGGGAUUAUGAAAAAAGUCACUCACUUAACAGAAAAAUCUAAUUUUAAGGAAGGAGAGUAAAUUAAUUAAAAAAUCGUGAAAAACUUAAUAUUUUUCCAAAGUUCAAGGAGGAAAGUGAUAACUCUUCUUUAAGUGUAGUCUAGUCGCCUCUCGUCAGUCUCGUGUACUCGUUGUCUUGAGUCUCUUGACCCUAAGUGGGUCUUUCUAGGUCUAGUGUGGUCUUUGAAUUAGCAACUGAGAUUUGAGUUCGACCCCGACUUUAUAGUGAUACGACCGAUACAUAUCAGUAUUGCUAUGAGUGCCGGUCUCGGAAUUGACCGAUACCAUGAUUUAAAUCCUCGCUACACUUUUUGCACAAAUAAACCAGGAAAUGUAUUUAUAAGUCAGGGAAAAUGACCAUUAACUCCUUUGCACUUGAGAAAAAGGCAAAAAGCAAUCUGAGAGCGGAUGGGUACUGGAGUUGCUGGGUUUCACGUUGGUCUGAGAUUCUGAGGCCACUUGAGGGGCAGGGCGAGUUGACGUUUCAUUUCCUGGGAAUCUGUUCAUCACUAAAACCUGAAAUCGUUCAUCUGAGAUUGAGUAAUCCAACCAAAACCAGCUUUGACGGCAAUCACUGAGUACGUAUCUCGAAUCUGUACUUUCGAUCUUUCAAAGUGAGCUUAUUCAUUGUUAGGAAGAGAAAAAAAGGAUCUAAGAGAUGAGGUAUUUGACAUCUCGAAGAAGGCGUCUUCCUGCCAAGGCAUUUCUUAUUACAUGCGCUCUAUUCACUGGUUUUGGCCUCUUAAUGCUCGCUUUCAAGUCCCUCGAUCCUCCGGCCACACUUAGUUUUGCAGCUAACGACGGAGAAGAUAAGAGCGAGCUCGAACAAGUGCAGGGAAUGGAAUUAAGUGAUCCAAGCGAUAAUGGAUCAUCAUCUUGCGCAACGGUCGAGAAGAUGGGUGAGGUUUUCUCCCAAGGGUUUGUGGAGGCAAGUCUCAGGUUAAGAAGGAUCAUUCGGAAUCACUUUGCAUUGCAAGGAGCUUCUAGAAUCCGAGGACUACCUCCAGAGCAGUUCUGCAGACAAGGUUUUGUUCUAGGGAAAGCAUCGGAAGCAGGUUUUGGCAAUGAAAUGUACAAGAUAUUAACUGCUGGAGCACUGAGUAUUAUGUUAAACCGGUCCCUGAUCAUCGGGCAAACCAGGGGUCAAUAUCCAUUUGGUGAUUACAUUUCUUAUACCAACACUGCAUUUACUUUGAAAGAAGUGAAGCAUCUAUGGAGACAGAAUGAUUGCCUGGGCAAGUACGGAAGGCAUUUGAUUAUGAGAACUGAUGAUUUCGAGAAGCCUGCUGAAACAAAUGUUCUAUGUAGCAAUUGGAGAAAAUGGAAACAACCCAUCAUAUGGUUCCAAGGUACAACUAAUGCAGUGGCUGCUCAGUUUUUCUUGAAAAACAUACACCCUGAGAUGAGGAUUGCAGCUUCCGAAAUAUUUGGGCAGCCUGAAUAUCUUCAUUCUACGCCAAACGUGUUUGGGGAGCUGAUUAAAAUUAUAAUAUAUCCUUCAAGAGAUGUUGAAGAAGCUGUGAAGUGGGUUCUCAAUGGUGGCGGGGAUCCAGAUAUAGUAUUGCAUAUGCGAAUGCUUACAAACAGGUCUGUAAGAGCAGUACAAGCUGCAUUCAAAUGCAUAAAAAAGGCCCUCAGUAGUUAUCCGUCACAGGUGGCAAGACCUCGAGUGGUUUUGGUUUCCGAUACACCUUCUCUUAUCAAAGAUAUUACACCAGACCUGCAGAAAUUUGCAGAGGUUCUUCAUUUUGAUCAUCAGUUAUUCAAGGGAAAUAUAUCUGGUGUGUCAACAAGUAAAGGACACCAGUUGGAUUUUAGAGUUAAGGACUGGGGCCCAGCCCCAAGGUGGGUCGCAUUCGUGGACUUCUUCCUUGCAUCGCGUGCAAAACAUGCUGUCAUUUCCGGGGCCCAUAGGCGUGUUGGAACCACCUAUGCCCAGCUUAUUGCGGCAUUGGCAGCAGCACAUAGACUUGGUGAAAAUUCUACUGUCUCAAGUUUUUCAUUCUUCAGUAGUUUCCAAAGUAAUUUGUUGUCAGAAGGCUUGCGGAACCAAAUUGGUUGGGGACAUGUAUGGAACAGAUUUGCAGGUCCACUGAGUUGCCGUAAGCAGUCCAAUCAAUGUGCUUUCACUCCACUUCUUCCACCUGCUUGGUGGGAUGGAACUUGGCAAUCUCCCAUUCCACGAGAUGUUCGUAGGAUGGAGGUUUAUGGAAUUGAACUCAUGGAUUUUGGCAAAGUCAAUGAUAGCCAUCUUCAGUCUUUCUGUAAGUCGAAGAAAGAUAAUGUGAAAACUGCCCCCGUGUUCCAUACAUGUUAAACUACACAUUGUUCUUGAUUAAAUCUUUGUUGUUGUUGUUGUGCGGCUCUGUGGCUAUGAAGGUGAGCAUCUCAUAUUUCUGUCUCCUUAUUUGGUGAAAUACUUCUUUCUUUAUUUGACUGUUUAUGCCC
This is a messenger RNA of Macadamia integrifolia, 3749 nucleotides long. RefSeq lists its product as uncharacterized. Lineage: Eukaryota; Viridiplantae; Streptophyta; Magnoliopsida; Proteales; Proteaceae. The record is from RefSeq and is a predicted model, not a curated record. The transcript is spliced from 7 exons. The coding region runs from base 1960 to 3618 and encodes 552 amino acids.